Pimephales promelas (fathead minnow) is the source of this 2615-nucleotide messenger RNA. RefSeq names its product pentraxin 3, long a (gene ptx3a). Gene Ontology annotation, molecular function: complement component C1q complex binding. NCBI's taxonomy places the organism in Eukaryota, Metazoa, Chordata, Actinopteri, Cypriniformes, Leuciscidae. Gene Ontology annotation, biological process: innate immune response. The record is from RefSeq and is a predicted model, not a curated record.
ACUACCUCCAACGAAGAAUUUCUCACUGAAGCUACGUAACUCUCUCUCUCUCCCCCCACCCCUCUUUCUCGCUCUCUCUGAGCGCAAUGUUUAUAUAGACCACAGAGCUCCCCUAUCAGGCUCAGUUGCCUUUCAGCUGCAGUUCACCAAACAAGCAGGAGUCCAGUCAACCGAUUGCUGAGCAUCUAACAAGAAGGACCAACAGAGAGAGGACGAGACAUUAUACACAAACACUGAGUCCUCUUCUUAUUUUCACAUGGCUAGCAUGUCCAUGUGGACAUUCCUCCAGGCCAUGUGUCUGGUGGCUUCAUUGUCCAUGGCCGUACCUGAGAAUUAUGAGGAUGAAAUCGAGGUGGGCUUUGGACCCAAUUAUUUUAACGAGAUACCUGAGGAGGACCAGAUGGAAGGGGAGACCCCUACACCUUUCCCUGAACCCUGCAAAAGUCCAGCUUUUACCAAGUGGGAUAAGCUCUUCACAAUGCUGGAAAAUUCCCAAAUGAAAGAGAACAUGCUCCUGCAGUAUACAGAUGAUAUCAUCAAGGUUGAGCUGCAGAGUCUGAGAGGAGAGAUGAUACAGUUUGUGGCCCAGUACGGUGGCUCUUGUGCCUCUGCAGUUGAGAGCUUGGUUCGGCGGGCUGGGACUCAAACAGAGACGCGAUUGCAGAAUGCACUGGACCGUGUGCGAGAGGUCUCAGCCGAUCAGUACACACGGCACGAUACAGCCCUGCAGCAGCUACUGGCUGGCAGUGUAAACCUGGCUGCACGGCUGGAGCGACUGGAGAACGGCUGCGUGAAAUGGGCGGGAGGAGAUAUGACCUCCCAAGCCAAGAGUGUCCAGACUCGACAUCUCAUGCAAGAAGUGACUGAGACAGAGAAUGGAGGUAGGCUGGAAAAGACUCUGGAAACGAUCUCCAGUGAGCUGCAAACCAUCCGGGAACAGCUGACUCUUUACACCAGGUCAACCUUUGCAAACAUGCUUCCAUCAGGCUGUGACACUGGGCUACUCUUCCCCACACGUUCAUCUACAGCUCAUGUUGAAGUCUCAGCCAAGAAAAUCUUCCAGACCAAUGCCGUCACCAUUUGCCUGUGGGUGAAACCAACUCAGGUGCUCAACAAAACCGUCCUCUUCACUUACAGCACAACUGGCAACGCCUACGAACUCCAGCUGGUGUUGAAUGGACAGAGUGUCUUUUUUACAGUCAAUGGUGAAGCCCAUUUGGUGGAGGCUUCAGGAGCAGUACAAGAGGCCCAGUGGGUGCACAUUUGUGCAGUCUGGAGCUCACAGCAGGGCUUGGCCUCGAUGUGGGUGAAUGGUCAACAAGCUGCAAGCUCUCCCGGAGUGGCUGAGGGGCAUGAGCUACGUAGCAAGGGAAGCAUACUAUUGGGGCAAGAGUAUGGACGUCACUUCAGGCAUUUUAGUAAGCCAGACACAUUUGAUGCUGAGCAAGCCUUCACAGGGAAGAUGACUGGAGUGAACAUGUGGGACCAUGUUUUGGAUUCAAAGGAAAUAUCUCAGCAGGCACGGCUGGAUGGGAGUGGUUGUGGUCUCCGUGGUAAUGUGGUGGCAUGGGGCGUGUCUGACAUUGAGCCAAAAGGGGGUGUCAAGCUAAUAUACUAAUUUCUCUACUGUCUUAACCAUAGAUAUGUAUAUAGAUGCUAGAUGUGUUACGGCAGAGUUUCCAUCGUCAUCACCGGCGGCCAUCUUGUCACAGACAGGCUUUCUGGCGGGCUCUGUGGUAUCUGAUGUAAGAAAUACUCUUAUCUCGUUGAAAUCUUGACGGAUUUACAAACGGUUUGGUUUCUUACAAACGUUAUUAACGUGGCUAUAAUUCUGGAUGAUUAUUUAUUUAUACACAUUUAUAAAACAAUGUUACCAAUGAGCGAGCUGCCUGUGACAAGAUGGCCGCCAGGUGCUGACAUCGACCUCCAUUGCCCAGCAGCGCGGACGACACAUCUAGCCUUUAUAUACAUAUCUAUGGUCUUCACCACCUGAGCCCUGUAUACCAAUCAGCUGAGCUACUACAAUCACAUAUUAAGAACCUGCUUCGCUACACCUGCAAACAACAGUAAUUUUCCUCCUUUUCAGAUGUGUGGAAAAUGUUCCUUCAUAGGGAAAUUGUAUGGUGAACAGACUGUAGUCAAGCAAGUUAAAAUAGGUAAACUGCUGCAAUUGGAGGGACAUCAUCACAUAUGAUUAUAUAUUUUUUACAAAAAUGUUCUGUUUUAAAAGAAUGUUUUCAAUUAAUACAAAGUGGAAGGAAUUUUUUUUUACAAAUAUAUGAUGUAUCGCCAAACUAUUUAUCUUGAUUGGUAAUGUUUACAUUCAGAUUUGACUUAAUUUUUAAUCUAUUUGUAAUGUAAUCCUUGUUCAUUGUUAUUUUUCUUACGUUUUUUUUUUUUAAACUCUAGAAUCUGUUACAAAUGGCUAUUUCAAAAUAUUUUGUUAUAUGAUUUCUGCUAAUGAAUACAUUUUUUACCUUUAACACAAGGUGGUUGCUACGUUUUGAUGAUGGAACUGUGGAAUAUGUUUACAAAUUGCGACUAUUUUUGUUUCUGCUGAUGUGAUUAAAUGUAUUAUAAUGUAAAUUGUUUUUGUUAAGAGGCAAAGUUGAAUG